Molecule: messenger RNA, 1376 nt
Organism: Suillus fuscotomentosus
Lineage: Eukaryota; Fungi; Basidiomycota; Agaricomycetes; Boletales; Suillaceae
Exons: 3
Coding region: 83-1309 (408 amino acids)
Molecular function (GO): protein binding
Source: RefSeq, a predicted model, not a curated record
CUCCGUCCCAGAUCCCUUGAGGAGCUUGCACAAGCAGUUGAAAACACGCUUUGAUCAGCAUGGUAGCAUCGAUGAUCUUGACAUGAGCAUACAACUUGGUCGUGAAGCUGUGUCUCUGUGUCCAGAGGGACAUGCUGACCGCGAUCACUACCUGGACAACUUGGCCUUUUCACUCUCGUCCCGCUUUGAUCAUCAAGGCAAAGCUAAUGACCUUGAUGAGGCCAUCUUUUGGCACGAAGAAGCGCUGUGCUUGCGCCCUGGGACUGCCCUCGUCGCCCGUUUCAACACACGCAGCGACAUUGAUGACAUCACCCGAGCUAUCAGCCUCCAUCGCGAGGCAUUAACGUUGUGCCCACCUGGGCAUCUACAUCAUGACACCACACUUAAUAACCUUGCCCUCGCACUCCAGACUAGAUAUGACAAAUCACAUGUCAGGAGGGAUCUUAAUGAGGCUAUUGACCAGUCUCGCGAAUCCCUUCGGUUAACCCGGCUUGACCAUCCAGAGCGCCACAUCACUCUUUUCAAUCUGAGCUCGGUACUCUGCUCUCGUUUCACGCAAACUCAGAAGAUUGAAGAUGUCGAGGAGGCCAUUACUCUUUGCCAACAAUCAUUGGAGGCUUUGCAUUCGCUGCACCCAGAUCGACACUACUCCUAUCUCAGGCUACAGGAAGCCUAUAUGUCUCGUUACUGCGUGCAGCACAAGCCUGGCGAUCUAGCACUUGCAGUGGAGAACUUCAGACUCGCAUCACGACAUCCCACUCAUGGCUUUCCAAACCGCAUCAUUCAGGCACAUAAGUGGGCUGUUGCAGCAGAGCAGCAUGGUGAUGGAUCCGCACUGGAGGCCUACUCGACAUUUUUUCGAGCUUCUGGAUGCUCAUUUGGCAACACGAUCGUCGGCAACUUCACGGCGGGAAAGCUGCCUGCUGCCUUUCAUUAUGCUAGAUCACUGCCUGUAGAUGCAGCCUCGGGUGCUAUACGUCGUAAUAAUCUACCACGAGCAGUUGAAUUGUGGAGCAGGGCCGUGGACAGCAGUGGUCGCUGGCAUCUCGACUCAGGACCCCAGUCGAAGAACGAAGUUCUGCAAACCGUCACCGACAGAGCUGCUGCUGAUUGGGAAGCAACAGAGUAUAGGAUACUUACCAGGCAAUGGGAAGCCGCGGUAGCUGAGAUACGCGAUCUUCCGGCGUUUCUCGCGGUUCCUGCUUCUCCACCUUCGUAUGAAGACCUCCAAGUAGCAGCGCGCCAGGGCCCCGUCAUUAUCCUCAUGCGAGCCAAUACUCGGCAGCGCCAUCAUCGUCCCGCCGUUUAGGAGACCCCCAUCAAUGUCCCCUUGCCGUCCAUCGGUUCUCGCAGAUCUGACCAAUCUCAAGGAUCGC